Messenger RNA from Rubroshorea leprosula, 4417 nucleotides. The record is from the annotation of a GenBank genome assembly. NCBI's taxonomy places the organism in Eukaryota, Viridiplantae, Streptophyta, Magnoliopsida, Malvales, Dipterocarpaceae.
AAUUAGUAGUCAAUAAAAACAGCUGGGUUUCGUUGACCAAAAAAAAAUCAAUGGACGAAAUUAAUAGGUACGUGAAAGUCUCAUUUCAGUAGCUUUCUUAGAAAUUCAUCAACCACUGUAUUUUUUUUCUUCCUCAUCUCUGCUGAGUUUCCUCACAAACACUACCGAUCUCUAGCCUUCUCUCUCUCAGGAUUCUCUUGCUUCUAAUUAAGCCUUUGAGAUCUGAUCUGAAUUCAGUUGUGUCUUUGGAAUCUUUCUCUGCGUUCAAGCAAAAUGGCUGAAAUUGCCCUCACAUUCCUUGGCCCUGUUCUAGAGGAAGCACUUUCCAGGUUGACUUCAUUUGUUGCUAGUUUGCUCGAGAAAGCACGAGGUUUCGAGGGUGAGGUGAUGAGACUUAAACAUUUACUUGAGUUCAUCCAGUCUGUGGUCGAAGAUGCCGAGGCGAAACAAGAAAGUAAUGGGUCUAUAAGGCGUUGGUUAGAAGAACUCAAAGAUCUAGCUUAUGAUGCGGUGGAUGUACUUGAGGAGUACGAUUAUGAUCGUCAUCAUCAGAAAGUUCAAACUCGAGGCAUAAAGCAGAAAAUGAUGGCACUCACCUCUUUUACCUCCGGUUCUCGUAUUGAUGACAAAAUUAAGGACAUUAAUGUGCGCUUUGAUAAAUUAAAAGAGCGUGCAGUUCCACUUAAUCUAGCAUCGAGAUAUCAGUGCCAUCCAACUGCUAGGCAAUAUCCCAAGACAGACUCCUUUCUUGAUAAUUCAAAAGUUGUUGGAAGGGAUGGUGAUAUCUUGGGAAUUCUUAGCUUGUUGGACAACUUAAAGAGGGACCGUCCCAUCGCCGGUAUCUCUAUAGUAGGCAUGGCGGGCCUCGGGAAGACAACAAUGGCAAGAUCAAUAUACAAGAAGGCAAAGGAAGAAAAACUCUAUGAUCUUGUAGCGUGGGUGUGUGUCUCUGAGGACUUCAAUGGCCAAGCAAUCUUGGGGGAGAUGUUAGAACACUUUAAGGAUGGUGGUGCUUCAAGGAACAAUAUCAAUGUACUGCUUCAAGAUCUUGCCAAAGUGCUAGACAACAAGACUUUUCUUCUAAUUCUUGAUGAUGUGUGGAAUGAAGAUCAGUCCAAGUGGGAUGAUUUCAGCUCUCGUCUCUCCAGAAUUUUGAAGACAACUGGGAAUUCUAUUGUUGUAACAACUCGUAGUUUACAAGUAGCAUCUGUGAUGGAGAGACUUCCUAUGCAAAACUAUGAAAUGCAGAAGCUAUCAGAUGGGGAAUGUUGGUCGAUAAUUGAGGAGACAGUUCUCAUAUCAUCUGCAGAAACUUCAAUUUCUUUGGAACUCAAAGCUAUUGGACAAGAAAUUGCCAAACAGUGUGAGGGCUUGCCACUAGUUGCAGCAGUCAUUGGAGGAACACUGAGCCAUCAAAUUGAUACAGAUAAGUGGUUGGCUAUCAGAAAUAAUAAUGCAUGGAAUUUAGAUUCCCAUGAUAGAAAUAAGAUUUUAUCCGAUUUUGUCAUUGAAAAAGAUGAUUUAGUUCAACUUUGGAUGGCUCAAGGAUUUCUGCACCAACCUAAUGAGAGCUCAAUGACAACGGAGGAUGUUGGUAAUGAGUGCUUUAUUGAUUUAUUAUCUAACUCCUUAUUUCAAGAUGUGAAAAAGGACGAAUAUGAGAAUAUCAAAUCUUGCAAGAUGCACGAUGUAGUGCACGAUUUGGCGUUAUUUGUUUCGAAAGGUGAUACUUUUGUAUGGGAGACUGGUUGCAAAAUUGACCAAAAUGCUAAAAUUCGACAUUUGAGAGUUAAGCAUGAUAGAAAUGAGUGUCUAAUCAUUCCAAGAGGAGUUGCUCAAAGGUUGCAUUCUUUGUUCUUGGAAGAGGUUGAUGUUUUGAAUUCUAAUGCUUCUGAUCUCAAAAGCUUGCGAGCUUUAAAAAUAGUUGGAGCUAAGGGGAAAUGGUUGCCAGAUGCUUUUAGCAGCAUGAAACAUUUGAAAUACCUUGACAUCUCAAAAAGCCAAAACAUUAAAGCACUACCAAAAUCCUUUUUCAAGCUCUACAAUUUGCAGGCUUUUAGACUAAUGCAGUUAUUUGAUCUGCAGAUGCAUGAUGAUAUGAGAAAUCUAAUCAACUUAAGACAUAUUUGUUUUGAUGGUCUCAGAUGUAUGCCAACAAGGAAGAUUGGGAAGUUAACAUCCCUUCAAACCCUAUCAGUAUUCUUUGUGGGCAAAGAAAAGGGAUAUAGUACAAUUGCUGAACUUGGACCAUUAAGUCAACUUGGAGGAAAAUUGAAAAUUUAUGGCCUUGAGUCCGUGAAAUCUAGAGCGGAAGCAACUAGAGCGAAGUUGGAAGAGAAGAAAAAUGUGCAUGAGUUAGAAUUCAACAGGGGAAGAACUGAAAUAGGCAACAACAAUAUUGAUGACGAGGUUCUAGAAGGUCUUCAGCCUCACUCAAAUUUGAGAAGCUUAAAAAUUGAUGGUUAUAAUGCAAAAAGGCUUCCAUCAUGGAUGGAGAAGGGUAUCAAUUUAUCUGAUGAUUCAUUUCCACUCAAAAAUUUGUUGAAAUUGCAAAUACAUAAUUGUUUUGAAUGCACGGAUAUUUUCUGUUUGGGAUUGUUACCUAGUCUCAAGAUUCUUGAUAUUUCAAUGGCAAAGGUAAAGCAUAUGGGUAGCAAGUGUUGUCUUAACAGAAACAAACUGGCGAGUAGUAGCUAUGGUGGGGGAGAGUCAAUCACAUGGUUCCCUGCUUUAAAAACACUCACUAUAUGGUCCAUGGGAAGCCUAGAGGAGUGGGUAGAAAUAGAAGGUGUGGUUGUGUUUCCUUGCCUAGAGACGUUGUUUAUUUGGAGUUGUCCUAUGUUGAGGACUUGGUCGAUCAAUGAAUUUUCAACUCACCACAAGCUCUCUGAGCUACGGAUAAGCUUGUGUCCGAAUCUGGUGACUCUUACAAACAUGGAUGACCUGCUCUCUCUUAAAACAUUAUCAAUUUGUAGUUGUGAAAAACUAAUUAGUCUGCCACGUGGGCUGGGAUCUUGCAUUUCUCUUCAGAGGUUGGAUAUUUGGAACUGCCCCAAUCUAAUUUCUAUUGCAGAAGAUAUCAGAAGAUUGCAUUCCCUUACUUCUUUGACUAUUCUUCAUUGCGGAAGUCUAAGGAGCAUUUCAGAGGAGUGCCUUGGUUGCUUCACUAGCUUGAAGGAGUUGGAAAUGGGUCCUUUCUGGUCAGAGUUGGAGGAAUUCCCUGGGCUUAGUUCCAUCCAUCACCUUCACGCCUCCCUUGAAGUUUUAGAAAUACGUGGAUGGAAUAAAUUAAAGUCUGUUCCACAUCAACUUCAACAUCUCACUGCCCUUAAGAAAUUGAAGAUGUAUGGAUUCAAUGAGGAAGCUUUGCCUGAGUGGUUGGGAGACCUGUCUUCUCUUGCUUCCUUGAGCAUUCAGUCAUUCAACAAAUUGAAGUGCUUAGGCAGGCUCACCUAUUUGAAGCAGUUGGAAAUGGGUCCUUUUUGCCAGGAAUUGGAGGAGUUUCCAUUCCCAGAACUCAGUUCUGUUGCCUCCCUUGAAAGGCUAUCAUUGCGUGGAUGGGAUAAACUAAAGUCUCUGCCUCAUCAGCUUCAACAUCUUACUGCGCUCAAGCAGUUGGCAAUAAUCAGAUUCAGCGGUGUGGAAGCUUUGCCAGAGUGGUUGGGAAACCUCACAUCUCUUCAACAGCUUGGAAUUUAUUAUUGCCCUAAUCUAACUCAUCUUCCUGUUGAAGCCAUGCGAGGCCUCUCCAACUUACAUUCUAUUCGUGUUCGCUCUUGUUCCAAAUUAAAGGAAAGAUGCGAAAGAGAGAUUGGCCCUGAAUGGCAGGAUAUUAUUAGCUUUAACUGGGGUUUCGCUGAUGGAAUUGGUGGUAUGGUAAUUCCACCAGAGUUGAAACCCUACGAGAGUGUGUUUGGGGACACUGCAGGAAUUUGAUGUAUCUGCCUUCUGUUGAAGCCUGCUGCAGAUCGAACUUACAAUUCCAUGACAUUUUGGCAUUAAUUGAAGGAAAGGUGGUGCUCAGAGUGAUAAAGCUGUGAUUUUUCAGAUAUUUAUUGUGUUUGCCAUACUCUUGCUUGGUGAUUUCAGUUUGAUGAUAAAGUAACUGUUGAGCUGCCUUGUUUGCUGGAAUUUUACUUUUAUACUCACUGUAAACAAAAACAUCAGAACUUCAUCAAAUCCUCCGAGUAACUUGGAAAAGAACCAAGGGAACCAUGCUGACAGACUAUCAAUCACACCAUCAUAUCAGAAGAGGGAGCGUUGGAACAUGUUCCCAUGGCUACCCAGAUGAUGAUAGCCUGUAGCAGUGAAAAUGCUAUCUCAAUCAUCUGGUUAGGAGUAUGAGGAAUUUCAUGGAGAUGUCUUCACCUUUGACCUCUAAAGUACUCUGUGGCUCCAAUAAAUUUAGAUUUCAACU